This is a messenger RNA of Lottia gigantea (owl limpet), 366 nucleotides long. RefSeq lists its product as hypothetical. Lineage: Eukaryota; Metazoa; Mollusca; Gastropoda; Lottiidae. The record is from RefSeq and is a predicted model, not a curated record. The transcript is spliced from 3 exons. The coding region runs from base 1 to 366 and encodes 121 amino acids.
AUGAAUGAAACUUUAAUUACCCUAGAUGAAAUUGAUACUUUUGUGAUAAGAGUUAAAAGUGCAAGAAAUGAGUUUAUAGACUGUGUAUAUAAAAGUUUCAACUCUAAAAAAGAGAAAACUAUGUCAUUAUUGAAGCCAUUAUUUGAUGUUGAGACCGUAACCGAAGCUUACACAGGGUUAUGUAACAACUUAACAGGUAUAGAAGUCGUUUCCCACCUUGACUGUUUAACAAAUACUUCAGCUUUAAUGCCAUGUUAUGCCCAAUUUAACAGCUACUAUGAUUACUUAUCAGUAUUUAUCAGACUAGGAUCCGGAGAGAGAAAAGACAACAUCGAUCAUGCUACUAGAUCAUUUCUCUGCACGUAA